Molecule: messenger RNA, 1900 nt
Organism: Ipomoea nil (Japanese morning glory)
Lineage: Eukaryota; Viridiplantae; Streptophyta; Magnoliopsida; Solanales; Convolvulaceae
Product: serine/threonine-protein kinase SRK2A-like
Exons: 9
Coding region: 496-1611 (371 amino acids)
Biological process (GO): protein phosphorylation; intracellular signal transduction
Molecular function (GO): ATP binding; protein serine/threonine kinase activity
Source: RefSeq, a predicted model, not a curated record
GCCACUACUGCCGCAAAACGAUAUUCUCAUUUCUCAUCACUUCUCUCACUAUCUUUAUUAGACCAUCGGUUUUUCUUUCCAUGUUCUCAUCUAAUAAUAGACUUCUCUGAAAUUCCGGGAAUCUUUUCUUUCUGCCACCGCCCAUACUCCUCCCAAUCCCAUCACCCACCCGUGAUCUUCAAAAUUCCUUUGCUUUUUCUCAAGUCUCUGUGGAAAGCAGCUGCAAAUACCAUUCUUUUCCCUUCUGAUCGUGGAAUCCGCUGUAAACCCAAAUCUCUCCUUUGCCGACUUCCGGAUGUUCUGUUGAUUCCCCCUGAUUCAGCUAUAAAUUGGUGAAAUUCUGUUUUGCUUAGUUGUGGUUUUUCGAAUUCGAGCUUCUGGGUGGAAAAUUAUUCUUGUUUCCAGUUUAAGUAGUGCUUAAAGGUUGAAACUUUAGCAGAUUUAAAUUGCAGUUCGUUGUAGUUGAGCUAAAAGGUGCGAAAUUAGAAGGAAAAAAUGGAGAAAUAUGAGCUUGUUAAGGAUAUUGGGUCUGGUAAUUUCGGUGUGGCCAGGCUUAUGAGGAACAAGGAGACAAAGGAGCUUGUGGCCAUGAAGUACAUCGAGAGAGGACUUAAGAUUGAUGAGAAUGUGGCACGGGAGAUCAUAAACCACAGAUCACUUCGUCACCCGAACAUCAUUCGGUUCAAGGAGGUGGUUCUGACUCCCACUCAUCUUGCCAUUGUAAUGGAAUAUGCAGCAGGUGGAGAGCUCUUUGAACGCAUCUGCAAUGUGGGAAGAUUCAGUGAGGAUGAGGCUAGGUACUUCUUCCAGCAGCUUAUUUCUGGAGUCAGCUACUGUCACUCUUUGCAAAUAUGUCAUAGAGAUCUGAAGCUGGAGAAUACCCUCUUGGAUGGAAGCCCGGCGCCUCGCCUGAAGAUUUGUGAUUUUGGCUACUCAAAGUCAUCUCUGCUGCAUUCAAGACCAAAAUCGACUGUUGGCACUCCAGCUUAUAUUGCUCCAGAGGUUCUAUCUCGGAGAGAGUAUGACGGCAAGACCGCAGAUGUAUGGUCUUGCGGAGUGACACUUUAUGUGAUGCUGGUUGGUGCAUACCCUUUCGAAGACCAUGACGAUCCUAAGAACUUCAGGAAAACUAUUCAGCGUAUAAUGUCUGUGCAGUACAAGAUUCCCGACUAUGUCCAUAUUUCACAGGAUUGUAGGCACCUUCUUUCUCGGAUAUUUGUCGCUAAUCCUGCAAGGAGGAUAACCAUUAAAGAGAUCAAGUCCCACCCGUGGUUUUUGAAGAAUCUGCCAAGAGAAUUAACGGAAGUGGCACAAGCAGCCUAUUACAGAAGAGAAAACCCGACCUUUUCCCUUCAAAGCGCGGAGGAGAUCAUGAAAAUUGUGGACGAAGCCAAGGCUCCCCCUCCAGCUUCUCGUUCCAUGGGAGGUUUUGGCUGGGAAGACGGAGAGGAAGAGAAGAAAGAAGGUGACGUAGAAGAAGAAGAAGAAGAGGAAGAGGAAGAACAAGAACAAGAAGACGAAGAUGAAGAGGAGGACGAAGAAGACGGAGAAGAUGAAUACGAAAAGCAACUGAAGCGAGCACACGAGAGUGGAGAAGUUCGCGUGACUUGAGCCCGCCCACCCACCCACCCACCCAUUCGCAUUUGCUGCUCGUAGUGAAGUUUUGAUAUCGGAAUGGUUUGUGUAAAAUUGGUUUGAACUUUCAGGUAUGGAAUUAAAUAAGGUUUGUACCUUUCUGGAGUCUUGAGAGUGUGAAUAUUAUUUCCAUAGGAAAUGGAAUGCAAUAUUGGAGUUGUAUCUAGGAUUGGAAGUGCAGCUUUAAGAAGCAAGAACUCUAAGACCUGUGUUUGGUGUUUCCAUUUGCUAGAAAAUAGAAGAAAAUUGAAUGAUUGUGUGGAAA